This is a messenger RNA of Bursaphelenchus xylophilus (pine wood nematode), 1969 nucleotides long. Lineage: Eukaryota; Metazoa; Nematoda; Chromadorea; Rhabditida; Aphelenchoididae. The record is from the annotation of a GenBank genome assembly.
AUGUUUGGUAUGUUUAUUUUAAACACAGUAGAUGUUUUUUACUCUUUUCCCUCAGUGGCCAACGACAUGCAUUUUUUUCCGGUGACUGUUUCCUUCCCACCCUUCCUCUAUGUGCCGUGCCAUCACGUUGAUCCUGCGAAUACACUUGGAUCUUCCACUCCUACGUGCGUUUUUCCACUCGUUUCGAUCUUCCCUCCUUUUUGGGUAAGCUUUGUUUAUUUCGUUCAUCCUGUAAACAACAAAAAAAACCAGUUCCCAAUUAGGACGGUCCGACUGUUACAUAUUCUGUGUGUAUUUUCAGAGGUUUUUUCGUCGCCGUUUUUCCGUUCUCCGCCCCCCUGCCAAUUGGACCUUGGACCUCUACGUCUGCUUGUUGUCAUCUGUAAGCGUGUGCUUCCCUCCUGAAAACCCCCCUUUUGUUCAUAACGUUGCCUUGUGGUUGCUAAGCUCUUCUUGUUCAUUUAAACCCUUAUUACUUGCAAACACGCCGUUUUGUGCAUUUAUAAUACAUAUUAUGCUUUAUUUUUGCAGACGUCAUCGUCCUCGGUUAUUCGUUUUUGGUGUCAUUUUUUCAACUUCAUACCCACACGCUAUGGACUUCCUCAACGUGUCAUCGUGGAAUUAUUUUGCUUUUAUCUGUUACUCCAUAUUUUUAAUAAAUAACCUCGUCAUUUUUUCCUUCUGUCACGAAUCUGAUGGGUUAAACCUCCCUUUACAUCUACUACUUUUUAUUCUCAUUUCCUUGUGUUACUUUUUUUACAGCUACCAUGUCAUCUGCCAUCACCCGUAUGCCAAGCGAUCCUGUUUCGGACGAUCUCAUCCUGAAAUACGGCGAUGUUUUAAUCCAGCAAGGUUGUUUGGCUGGCUUCCAUUUAGGGACUCCUUCAAAUUGGAGUUGGCUUUCUACAGCAAUGAAUACCCUCCGGUCGGUUGAUGCUCUCUGCACCCGUUUUCGCAGGCGUCUUCUUCCCGCCUUUCUUGCCGCUCCUUCCUCCCACUACGUGUAUUUGCACGCGGUGUACAGUGAUCAGUUGUAAGUUUUUUUUUCUCGGUUACUUUUUCGUUUUAUGUUUUGUUUUUAGCAAGCUGAGGUUUCGAAACGUUGAUGCGGGGAACUACCCUAACGUCAGACACUAUUUGGAACUUUGUGGUCUCAACAUUCCCAUGGUCCCACGUCUUGUUUUACCCGUCGCCGUGCUCUCUUUUGUGUUCAAUUCUGCUAUCGAUGGUUGGCUUCAGACGUCCCCCUCUGUUCGUUCUCCCGUCCUUGUCUAUCCGAAUCUGUCGCCCGGUCGUUCUGCUCUGAAUUCUUCGACCCACCGCUCUGAUCGCCCUCUCACUCAGGCUACGGAUCGUCCUCCAGCAGCUUUUAUUCCACCAAGCGCGCAUUCUGGUUCCAUCCCGUCUGCGCGUCAAUCUGUGUCUGGUCAGCUGAAACGUCAUUCUACUGUGGUUUCUGCACGUCCCCAUUCUGGCGUGAAAAAGAAUUUGACUAAGCGUUCUGCUCGAGGUAUGCCUUCUACUGUCGUGUCUCCACCUCGAGCCUGCGAUAUUCCAACCUCCACGGAUCCCGUGCUGUUUACACUAGGUAUAUAAAAUUCCUUUUUUAAUGCCCUUUGUUCAGAUACUCUCGUGGCUGGUACCUUGGUGAAGCUUAUUGAUGCCGUUGUUGACUCUGUCGAUGGUCCCUCCAGUGCCCCCAUUCUUCCUUGUGGUACUGCAUGUAUGUUUUUUUACAAUUUGGUGUACUUGAAAUUCGGACAUUUACAUAAAGGUGCACACCGUAUGUUAUAACGGUGGAACUAAAAUAUCGUAUGUUUUAGGUCAGUCCCCAUCAACUCCUAACUCGUUGUAUGAUGAUUCGUUUGAUUCUAUUGAUUUCAAUAGUAUCUUUUCGGGCAGCGGUUGUCUUGCUUCCCAACCUGGUCCCUCUAAUGUCGUUGUUCAUGAUCACUCCUGGGGUCAAUAA